AGCAGUUGUCAAAUGUUUGAUUAGCGAUGGAGUGAUAAUAUGAGACUAGGAUAUGUCGAAAUGCGUGUACCUGUAACUACGAGUUCAAAAUAACUAACAGGUGUCACUUUUUAAACUAUAUAUUAAGUUGCAGUGGUUUUAUAGGAGAGGAUAAAUUACUAUGGCGGGGCACUUGCAAAUCAGAAAUAAAAUGAACACUACUAGUAGUAGGAUAGAUUCGCAGUUUCACACCUUAGAAGUGGAGUUUUCAAAUCACGUGCGUCUUGGGCAAUGGGAAUUAGCACGUUCUUGUGCUACUACACUUGCCUCGACGGGCGAUGAAAAAACAAAAGAAAAUCUAAUUAAACUUCUAAAAGAUAUUGCUUUUUAUCCUGAAAAAGCGAGUAUUUUCCAAUCUCCUUUGAAAUCUCCAAGUCAUUUAAGUUGGCUCUGUUGUCAACUGCUGAAGGAGCUUGUUGGUGCUCAAGAUAGAGAUGUUGAACUGUUGGCAAAAGAUGCAGAAUUUCGAGUUUUAUUACAAGAUGCUUUGCCAUGUGCUUCUUCAAAUGUAUUAAAGGAACUACAUGUAUUAUAUUGUAGUUUGCUUGAUGGUGAAAACCUAACUGGAGUUCAGUUGUCUUCAGACUGUUAUGCUGUGCUCAAGGAAGGUUUACUUGAAAAUACUUCACUGGUAAGCUGCUUGUUGAACCAGCUUCUAUUUUUCAAUGAAGAAACAGGUUUAAUUUACAGCAACUUUCAAGUGUGUAUGAUCUACUUACAGUGCUUAUCAUACUGUAUUCAACAAAUUAAAAACAGAAUCAGUACCAUUGUGCCUAAACCUGAUGAAGUCUUUACUAAGAUCCUCCUCAUCCUCAGUUUGUUACCCGAAAGCAUCAUUCAACAUUUCACCCAAAAUUCUGACAUAUCUGAAAUUCUUGAUUUGAUCUUUGAAGACCUUGUAGUUCUAUGUGCAAAUAAUACACUUGAGUAUAAUAAGGUUUAUGGAGCUUGUUUAGGAAGGAGGAGACCUUGUUUACUUCAGAAGCUCUGUGAUAAAGAAGAUCAGUUGUUUUGUCGUAGAAGUGGACAAAAGUCAUUUGAGACCACAAGAGAUGUUGUAUCCUUGCCAUCUAGUAUGAUAAAGUGUGCUGUUAACCUUGAUGGAACACUUAAUCAUCGAGAAGCCUUGUUACAGUCUGUAAAAAGCCACUCACACUUCUUAGAAACACUGUUGAAUACAGCAGUGCAAUAUAUUUUGAUGGGACAACCAGAAGAAGCAAUAGCUUUAUUAAAAGAACCAGUGUUUUCUGACCUUAAGGCAAUUGUUUUGGUUUUAGCUUGGAGUCAGAGUUUUUCUGAUAUGUCAGCUGGAUAUGUGUUAGACACUGUAAAAGAAAUGAUUCCAAAAAUGUCUGUAUCAGACCCAUUGCUGAAAGAACUUUGCCAAAAGCUACAUUAUUUUUCUCAUGUGACUGAUUGGUGUGUUGAAAAGUUGAGAAAAUUGCACCCUAAUCUAGAAACCAUGAAAGUUUUGAGCAAAGCCAGGAUGAUUUUUGACAAACUUCAACAUCAGUCAGUGAUAAGAGCGAUUCACAACAUGAUUGGCCUGAAACAUGUGAAACCUUCUGAAAUGAUAAAUCUUUUGAAAGAUGGACUACCUUCUUCAGUGAGUGCAGUUUUAAAUGAGAAAAUAUGGAAAAAUGACCUUACAAGAUGGAAUCUACUCCAGCUGCGAGAUGUGAUGAUUUAUAAAGGAUUUGUUGCUGUUCAGUAUGUGAUGGAUGCUAUUUAUAAUAGUAGAGAUAUAAUGUCAUUUGAGAAAGCUAUCUCAAGAACGGCAAAGUUGAAAGUUGUUUCAGGUAUUGGUGAACCUAAAGCUGUGUUAGAACAAUCAGACCUCAAUGUGGAAGAAAAGAAAAACAUCAAUAAGAAAUCUUUGCAAGAAACUUACUAUGCUAAUGUCAUCAGGUUGCUUGAAGAAGUUCAAACAGAACUUCAAGAAAUCUUUCCUGUAUCAUUUCGUGUCGAGAUUUUGGAAAAUAUAUUUUCUUUAUUGUUUGUUAUGAACAGUGAUAUUCAAGAUUUAGAGCUUGAGUCUGAUUCAGAGUACGAUAAUGAUAUGGAGGAAAGAUACGUGAAUCCAACUUCUUCUCAUCUUAGUUCUCAGCAAAACACCUUUACUGAACAAGUGGAUAUUUCUUUUCAUGGGUCUCACUUUGGAAAAGAUGAAAUUUCUGUUCAUCAGAUAUUUGAUACUGAACAGAAAAAACAGGAUCAAGCAGAAGAUCAAGAUUUUGAUUCAGAUUUCAUUAAGCCUGCAUCUUCUCCAUUCACAUUCUACAUUACAACAGAUAAACUGAAAGACUCUCCAACAGAAAAAUCAGGACUUUGUGUGAGUCAAUCAGCUGGCAGCUCACAUAGCACCUCUAGCAGUUCUUCUGGCUACUCUAAAAUAGGAUUUCUCUGUAAUGAGGUAAUAGUUCGAGACCUUUUAGCUUAUCUCAAAGAUUCUAUUCUGGAUGCUAAGACUGCUGUAUUUGAAGUUCUAGGAAGCAAGGGUCUUGGCCAAAAGAACCAAGAGGAGACAAAGCAACAGCAUUUUCAUGUUAACACUCUAGUGGGUAGUGUGUUACAGUCAUCAGUAUCUGAAGCAGAUCUGCAAAAAAGACUGUCACUAUUGUCACAAUAUGUAAGUGAAGCUCAGUGGCGGUUUCAGUUGGUUUCUAAGAAAAGUGAUCCAAAUAAAAUUGGAAUCUAUGAUAUUGAUGUAUCAGAAAUUGUACGUCUGAAAAGAAAGAGAAGCUGUGUUACCCAGAGCCAGAUAACAUCAGAACCUGUUUACUUGGAUUCAAGUUCUUUCAGCCCAUGGAAAAAAAAUGAAACACCUCUUACUAGUGAUCAGACAGGAAGUAGCAGCAGUAGAGAAGGGGCAGUUAAACAUCAACAGAAGUUAAAGCAAAAAAGAAGCACAACUCCAAAGCAUAGUACUUAUUGUAAUGGUUCCCAGAAAUUAGGAAUUAUUCACAGAAUGCUUGCUUCACCUGAUACUCUUCUCAGGUAUUCAUUGUUAGAAGGAAAUCAAGAACAAGCAAAACAAGUAAUCCAGCUUUUCAGACUACAGGACAGCUGUGAUGCAAAAGAGGUUUUUUUUAGUGAAAAUUUUGCACAUGCCAUAAAGAAAUUAAACACAAUGAACAUUCUUGGAAAUAGACAGAUGGUUGGAAGAAGAAAAGUGUCCAGUGGUCAGCUUUCAGCAAUUGCAGAAGCUGCUGCUUUAGGUGUGACAACUACAACAGUAAUGUCACUGAUUGAAGAACUGUUAACAUUAACUCCAGCUCCAUCAGUUCCAGAGAUCAAGUUUCUUCUUGAAGACACCAAUUCCUCAUUAAAUGCAGAUGAAAAGUCUUUUCUAGCUGGAUGUAGUCAGAUUCAUAGUUUAGUUUGUUCUGAUCUUGCUUUUACUGCUUCUCCAAGUCAAGAAAUAGCCUCAAUUCUUUUAGAUCAAGCCAGCAAAAGAAUGUAUUCAUUGAUGGCUUCUGAAUCUGCUUCCCGAAGAAGAGGAGGUCUGAUGCAAGUAAAAGGGUCUCGCAUGAUGACACAACAGAUAAGAUCUUUGUUAACUGAAAUAUCUUGUUUGAGUGAGACUUCAUUCGGCAAAGAAAUUCUGAUUCCAUUCUUAAGUAUGCCAGUUAAGGAUAUUCUUUCUUGUCCUUAUUUUUCACUGGAGCCAAAAACAUUUCAUGAGCAAAUGAGUGCUUGGAUCAAACUCUCCAAACAAUUAAGUGAAGUACAACAGUUAUUAAAAGAAGAAGAGAGCCAAGCUAUAAUAGUAAACUCUAACCAAACCAGGAAAAUUUCUUUGAAGGAGAUAGAAAAUAAGCUUCAUGCAGCUUUUCGUAAACUGGAUGAAGUCUGCUCUCAGGAUCUAUUGUUCUGUUCCAUGAAUUACUUGCGUAAAACACCAGGAGAGCAUGUAUGUUAUUUGAGAGCAUUUUACAGUCACGUCCGCCAAGUUUACAAAGUUUUAUGGAAAUGUCGGAAUCAUGGGAGAAGUGCAGGUACUAUUGCCUAUGGAAGCUAUUUUUCAGUGCUGAAAGAGGAUCCUAGUGUAAUUUUGAGAAGAAUGGUGCUAGAGGAUGAUGUUCCACCUGCAAGGUUAGAAGACUUUGCAAAACAAAUGAGUUUGGAUCUUGUUUACAUUCUUGCACAGUCUUGUUUACCAUCUCUUCCUCUUUGUCGAACAAACACUAUUAGGAAGUUAUCUCGCCAGGAAUCACUGAAUUAUUUUGUUAGUGACCUAGGUAAUGCUUUGGUCCUGAACAGCUCUUUUAGAAGACUACAGGAUGUAUCUCUAGAUCCAGUGAAUGUAGCUCAGUCACUUAUUGCCCAGGUUAUUAAUAUCAUGAAUGAAUACUCAUUAACCAGAGAGAAUGAUAGUAUUCUGAAUGUUCAAGACAUGAAAGCUUUAAUACAGGAAAAAACAUUAUGUAACUGGAUAGACAGAUGCUGUGAGCUGAAGUUUGUUGACCUCAACAGUUUAGAGACAAGAGCACAAAAGUUGUGUUUCUUUACAAAUGUGACAAACAUAGCCUGGGUGCUUGCAGUUUUUUCAGAAGUGGCUUUUCUUUCAUGUCAUACAAUGCCCACAAAGUGUUCUUCUUCAUCUGGCUGUGAUGUAAACCAUAAAGUGCAGUUCCAAAUUGCCUCUCAGAAUAGUUUGGAAUCUUUGAUGAAGCAGAAGCUAGUUGGUAUUGAAAUUGGUCAGCUGGGUUUUGUCAGUCUUUUUGACUUGCGUUAUAAAAUUCUUCGAGAAGGUCUUCCAACUCCAGCUCUACUUGCAAGUCCUCCAUUAUGUAACCUGUUUGAAUUACAAGACCCUGAAAAAUGGAAGAGUUAUAUCACAGAUGCUGACCCACGACUUCUUUUUGUGUUGAUUGAAGGCACCAUAUCCUCACCAAAACUUCAGGCUCUUUCCCCAGAAAAUUUGAAUCUUAUUUUGGAAACAGCAAUGACUGAUUAUCUUUCACAUCAUGUCCACGUGGAUCUAGCAAAUCAAAUGGUUGAACUCCCGGGUGUCUUAGAUAAAUUUUCUGAAGACUUCUCUCAGAGUGACAACAGUGAUUUUAUCAAAUCUCCAUUUGAAGACUUAACCAGACUUGUGUCUGAUCAUCUGAUUGGUGAGAAAAGAGAAGCCAUAAAUAAACUUUGGCAAGGGGAUUUCCUUCAUGGAUUCAUUGAAAAUAUUGAUGAAACUGGACGGAGGAUUCUGCCUUUCAAGUUAUGCUUCAAACCCCCUUCAGUGGAAGUGGGGUUUAAUUUACAAUAUGCAAAGGAAACCAAAUUAGGACAAACCACAAAAACAACAACCAAAUCAGUGCUUACUUCCUGGGAUUUAACUCAAACUUCUGCAGUGUUUGAAUAUCUGAAAGAAAGAUGUCAACCUGUAGCAGAAUUUGUGCAGUUAAUAAGAAGUUGUUCUCCUUGUUUGAAAGAAAUGGCAGAUAAUGCUUCAACAACCCCUCUUGCUCUCCUUCUUGGUUACAUAAGUAGUUUCUGUUCUGAGUCUUGUAAUGCAAUUUCGGACAUGAAUGAUGGAUAUAAAAAAAUUGUUGAGACAACACUAAAAAAAGAAAUUGAUCGAGAAUUCAUCUGGAAUCUUCUUCAGAAUUUAGUUAGUUGCCAAGAUUUUAAAUCAGUAAUUGAAUUAAUAGAUUUUGCUGAUGUCAAAGGUAAUUUGAAAUCAGUUCCAGAGUUGACACUUUUUCAAGAACUAGUUUUGUGGCAGGUGGCUCACUGCCCUCCAACUGAAAACUUCCACCCCUGGAGCUUUGCCUUGCAAAUUCAAAAUGUUGUAUAUAAAAUGCAGUGUAUUCUGUCCUGUUUAAAUUUCUGGCCAUCAGAAGCCUGCCAAAAAACAUUACAGGCUGCUUUAGCAGAUGAAGAAGUAAGAAAGGAAUCUCAAUAUAAAGAACAACUGGAUAAUUCCCUGAAAAAAAUUAUUCUUUAUCAGAAAAUUCAAACAGCCAGUAAACAAAUUUCAAAUCAAGAGAAUGAUGUUACAUUCAAGAGUUGGCAGGAAGUGUCUGAGUGUUCAAAUGGAAACGUUUUUGCAGUAUUGAACUCCAUUCAGUCUACAGGACAGUACAACUUGGCAUUAGAAUGGGCUGAAAUUCAUCUUGUUCCAGAUGAUUGCAAGACGAUAAUUUCAGAACUUAAAGUGUGUUACUGUCUGGAAUGUGAUCCACCCGAGUUAGGGACAGCUGAAUUGAUUCUGAAAGAAAUGUUUGAAAAAGAAAAUGGACUGAAUGUGUGCAAAAGACUCCUUACUUGUGUCUCCACAAACAAGGCAAAAGUGGCAAUAGUUGAGUUUUUAAUAGCUCACCUUCCUUCAGGCAUGUCUCCAGAGAGGAUUCAAAAAUAUUCUGGAAUAGCUUCUGGAUUGAAGAUGCUCGACUGUGUAUCACCAACAGACAUUGCAUUGUAUGAAAAUCUUGUGGAAUGCCCUCAACUUCUUUUUGAACAGCUUCUUAUGAACAUGGAAGUAGAAGUGGCUUCUAGAGCAUUAGAAACUGUUUUUGACAGCCUUUCGUCAAAUGAUGAUGAUCCAUCCAGUAUGUUUUCAAGUACAACAGUAAAUCGAUUGAUAGAAGACUAUGCCUCUAAAGCUUUGGAUUUUCCUGUUGUUGAAGAUGUUCUAGAUUACUCUGCACCAAACCGUUUGUAUUUUGUAAGGAAAUCUUCUGGCCUUGAGGACUUUAUCAUGCCUCAGAUUGUGCCUACGAAAGAAGAGUGGGUUCCUGAUAAUCAAGUGACCAUUUGUAUGGUCUGUAAUGCUGUUAGCUUUAGUACUAUAAAUCGACGUCAUCAUUGUCGACGCUGUGGACGAGUUGUGUGUGCAGACUGCUCCAAGUAUAAAUUACUAGUAGAAGGGUAUGGAGGAAAUUCAGUUAAAGUCUGCGAAGAUUGCUAUCAACAAACUCUCUGUCCAGGAUUAACAUCAGAUGCUGGUUCUUCUUCUCUCGAAAAGCAGUGGCAUUUUCAGUCAUCUGUUACAUCAUCUAGUCCAAGAUUUAUGUCAAGUGUCUCUGGAAAGAUAGGGCUAAAUGACAGAUCAAGAUCUGGGACUGUGAAAAGCUUGCGACUUGCUCCUUGGAUUUUAGAUAAAGAUGAGUCUCAGAAUUCUACCACAAGAAGGGAAUUCUUUUUUGAACAGGCUCCCAAUCUUCCACUUUGUCUCUCAGUGUUAAAACUACACCUCAACCCUGACAGAUGUGCUGAUUACAUGCUGGAUCUCUGUGAUGAUCUGUUUGGAAAGUUAAAACCAAAACCAUCUAGACAGGCAAAUUCUGAAGUAGAUUACGGUUUAGUUAUAAGUAUGAUGAAGUCACUACUGUUGUGUGCUAAAGUCAAGUCAUUGGAAGUAUCUGGUACUGAGGGACCAGCAGGAGUUUCAAAUACUGAAAGUACAACAGAAGUUCCUAGUGAGGAAACAAAAGAAAAUGUUUUGAAUAGUGAACCAGUUGCAGAAGAUUUCAAUGGCAAAGAAAUGGCAAGAAAAAAACGGGUAGAUAAAAUAGACACGUAUAUUAAGAGACUGGAUUUGCUGAAAUUACUGGUCACUGCCAACUGUAAACACCUGAUUCCUUCAGGAAACUUAACAAGCAAUGAUACAGUGAGACGACUGAGAGACUGUUUAGUGAAAGAAGAAAAUGAGAAAAAUCAGCAGCAUCAGGAAAACCCACUCUUGCAAGACAUUGUUAGUGUUUUAGAGAACUUUAAGCACCCUUCUCCUCAUAAGGGCUGUGGGAUUUCUCGCUCACUGGCCAGGCUAAAAAGUAUUCAAGCUGGAAACAUUCAAAACAUUGCAGAACUCCACAAUACAGCAGCUUUACAAGAGUGCCAGUAUUACUUAAAAACCUAUGGCACAUCAUUGGCUCUUGUAUUAUUCUAUGAGAGAAAUGACAUUUUGGACACAGCCUUGAAUUACCUUUUAGAAAAGCCUUGUGAUCCAGAUGUUUUCAUUGAAGGUCUUCUUAUGCCAUCCUUAAAGAGAAGAAAAAUUUUGAUUUUAUUACAAAAGAUGUCCUCAUUUGAUUCUUCUCUAUCAAAGUGGUGGCAUCUUCUUAUGGCUGCAUGCCGCUACUUGAAAAAAAAUAACUUCUUUCAUGUCUUGUACAAAAUUCAGUAUUUUAUGAAGGAUUAUAUUCGUGCAGCAAUGACCAGCAUUCAGUUAUUUAAAGCCCCAGCUGAAUGUUAUUCAAUACUCUAUGAACGUAUGAAACACCUAACCAAUGCUUGUGAUAAUUUUGAAAUCUACCUUGGAGAGUAUCAUCUUGGUACAGAAGAAAUCUUGCAUCCACCUAGAAAUCAAAUCUUAAUGUGGUCACCAAAAGAAGUCAACAGGCACAUUAGCACCAUCUCUCUACAAAUUGAUAUCACCAAGUUUUUACAUACCUGUUCAACAUCUGGACCACUAGUGAUGCCAGACCACAUUUCAACAAGUCAUUAUAAUAAUCAGUCUGAUGUUACUCCUCCCACGCUCUUUGAUAACUGUACAAGAAAGGCUAUACUGGCUGCCAUAAUAACGGUCAAUGGAAGAAAUAUUGAAGAAGGAUUUGGUUUAGCAUACCGUGUCAUCCAGGAUCAUCAUCUUGCUGGAACUCGAGUUUUCAGUUUAGUUGGCCAAAUGCUUGUUGGAGCAGGACACUUAGCUGAAAUAUCAAGGUUGAUAGAAUGUCUCAUAACAUGUGGAACACCAGAGAAGUAUGACACUGACAAAAUAGUUGGAGCUUGUAUACAGGAAUUGGUAAAGAAUUCUAGAGAGCAUGGGUGUACAUGGCAGAAUAAGGAUUUGGAGAGUCUUAUCAAGCUCUUAACAGGUGACAUUAAUAAGAUCAAUGCUUAUAUUCUCUGCAAUAAGCUGAAAUCUGCUUAUCUACUAGCUGUUCGUUGUGGGAGAACAGCAGAAGUUAAACAGAUAAUGAUACAGGCAGAAAAAAGUGGCCAAGAGGCUGUGCGAAGCAUCUGUGAAAAAUGGUUACAAGCCCAAGCAAAGAGUACAUAGGGAGAAGAAACUGGAUUUGAGAAGUGUUAAUUCAGUCUCUUUUAAAUGUGAUUAGUCAUCACACACGUUUUGUAUGGUAGUUAAUUAACAAGUAAUUACUAAUAUUACUCAUGUGAACUUGAAUUUAAACGUAUCUCCUAAAUUCUUAUAAAAACUAUCACAUAACUAUAAUUUACAUCCUAGCUAUUGCUUCAAUUUGAAAUGUACUUAUUAUGUUCUUCAUUAGGAGGCAUGAAAUUGUAUUUUUAAUAAUCUAAUCCAGUAAAAAGUAACAGCACCAUGUUUGGAAAGUAAAAAAAAACUUGCUUUUUUAAAUAUUUAAGUACAAUUUUUAGGACUCAUUUACAGGUACACCUGUUAUUCCUUCUCUGGAAACAGAUACUCAAAUAUAGAUGGAUCUGGAGCCAUGUCGUGUGGUUAUACUGCUAUAGUUAUUUCACAUAGUUUCUGAAAAGGAGGUGACAUAAUGAAAACUACAAGCAGUAUUUUUCACCACAAAGUAUUAUCAUUUUAUUCUUAAAUUUAAAAUGGUUAGCAGUUAUUGAGUGUUUGAAAAUUUCAUCAGGUGUUGAGUAUAAAGCUCUUUUAAUCUGUAGUAAAAUCCAUUAAAGAUAAAAGUAUCUUACCCAAUGCUUAAUUGUAAACUUUAUAUUACAGUGUGUGUGCUCUAGGUAUUGAUUUUUUCAGUUUUUCAAACUGCUUUGAAUGGUUUAAUUAAAAUUAUAGUUUUGCUAAAGUAUUUGCUAAAACUUAAGAAAUAGAAAAACUAGGUUUUAUAAACAGUAAUUCUUAAACAAGUUCACUGUAAAUCAAAUUUUAAAAAGAAAAACAGCAUCUAUCAACAUAACUUUUUAAUUGAUUUUGGCCAAAUUUGUUGUACAGUUUUGACUUGUAUAAUGGUGAAUGGAAAAGCUGGAAUUUGAAAAGGACAUGUAAUCCUCCACUGUUCUAUAUAGUUCAAAUGAUUAGAUACUGUAAGGUCUUGGAAUCCUUUUGAAAUUCAGUACUAAAGGCAGGGUAGUCUUAUCAAACAGAUUUAGGCCAUAUCUUUCUUAGUUCACAAAUUUUUUUCUAUCCAUAUUUGGCAGAUAGAAAAUUAAUUUGUAAGACUUUGUCAGCUAUAACUUAAGAGGGUUAGAAUUUAGUUUGCAACAAAUCAAACCAGUAGUGUUGUGUAUAACCUAACGUAUUUUAAGCUUAGCUCAUGAAUAAAUGAAAAAUAACUUAUUUUUAUACAUUUGUUAAUAAACAUUAGAUUUUAAAACUAAGUAGAGAAGAUGAAUGGUGUAUAACCAAACAAGGGGCUUUAUUCAUUGCUACAUGUGAGAAAAACAACUUACGGGUUACAAUUAUUAUUAAUGUACACAAAAAUUUUAUUACUAAGAUUAUGUUGUUCUAUCUGUAGAAUAUGUAUGUUAAAAAUCAUAGGAGUUUUAGGUAAGUGAAUAUUUUUUGUUUACCUUCUGAACUGUUUUUUUAUUAUUAUUAUUCACUCAAGAUUUCAGGAGUUAUUCUUUACUGUAAAAGAACAUACUGAAUUAGUUCAUAGCAUCUUCUAAACUACAUCUCACAAGAAAUAACACUGCACAGAGCUUCAACAGAAUUCUCAUUUAAAAAAAUCUCCUGAAUCUUUUUUUUUAAUUUGUAUUAUAUUUUAGUACAUUUUAUAUUAGCAGCAAUUCAUGUACAAAGUUUUAAAUAUCAGUUAGUUUCAUCCAUCUGUAUUGAAACUUUUCUUCUUUUUUUCCAAUAUGCCUUGAUUACAUAAUUUUGUGCAUGGACUUUCAAUAUUACAACAUUAGUUUAUUUUCAUAUAACCCCAUCAGCUUUAUCUGUAAAAUGAAAUGUUUCAAUCAUUUCCUUUAGAAAUUAUGAUGAUUUGAUUUUUUCAAGGUGUUUUGUAAUGAAUUAGACUUGUAUAGAUGAAGAAAAUCAUAAAACUGGGCUUCUUUAAAGUUAUGUAUAAAUGUAUUAAAUAAAAAAGUCUAGUUAUACUACUUAA
Limulus polyphemus (Atlantic horseshoe crab) is the source of this 11045-nucleotide messenger RNA. RefSeq names its product zinc finger FYVE domain-containing protein 26-like (gene Sptz). Gene Ontology annotation, molecular function: metal ion binding; phosphatidylinositol-3-phosphate binding. The transcript has 45 exons. The coding region runs from base 161 to 9043 and encodes 2960 amino acids. NCBI's taxonomy places the organism in Eukaryota, Metazoa, Arthropoda, Merostomata, Xiphosura, Limulidae. The record is from RefSeq and is a predicted model, not a curated record. Gene Ontology annotation, cellular component: midbody; lysosomal membrane; centrosome. Gene Ontology annotation, biological process: regulation of cytokinesis; mitotic cytokinesis; double-strand break repair via homologous recombination.